Molecule: messenger RNA, 661 nt
Organism: Mya arenaria
Lineage: Eukaryota; Metazoa; Mollusca; Bivalvia; Myida; Myidae
Exons: 3
Coding region: 54-404 (116 amino acids)
Source: RefSeq, a predicted model, not a curated record
UGUACUACGUCAUCAAUUGUGGGCCCCGGUGUACACAACGAAAAUUAGCAUGGAUGCAAAUGAGGUUGAAUUUCAACUUGGGUGGAUUCGUGGAAGUUGCCUUGCCAUGCAGUAAAAACAGAAAACUGUUUGUAGCAGAGGUUAUUGAUGUCCAGGAGGAUGAAGUGUUGUUUCGCUACAUGAAAGCUGCCAGAGGUGGAUUUAAAUGGCCAACAGUUGAAGAUGUCAGCUGGGAGCAUCAUUCAUCAGUUACUCGCCACCUUGAUAACCCUGUUCUUGACAUCCAGAAGAGUUCAAACCAUGUUCAGAUUUUUAAGUUAAAUCAGACUUUGACUUUAUCACAGGGGAGAACCCUGUUCUUGACAUCCAGAAGAGUUCAAACGGUGUUCAGAUUUUUAAGUUAAAUUAGACUUUGACUUUAUCACAGGGGAGUACCCUGUUCUUGACAUCCAGAAGAGUUCAAACCGUGUUCAGAUUUUUAAGUUAAAUUAGACUUUGACUUUAUCACAUGUAUGGGAGAACCCUGUUCUUGACAUCCAGAAGAGUUCAAACCGUGUUCAGAUUUUUAAGUUAAAUUAGACUUUGACUUUAUCACAGGGGAGAACCAAUCAUUUGUUGUGGUAUUUUUUCUAUUAUAAUUUAGGCGAUUUCAGUUAAACAA